AUGGCUCGCGACAUGGGAAUCUCGCGGAAGUCAAUGGAAAGGGUCGUCCACGAAGACCUUAAGAUGUACCCCUACCAAGCUCUUCACCGUCGAGCAGCAGUUCAACGCUCAGAACGUCAGAGUGAUCGCAAGGAAUGCCGAGGAAGCCGACAAGAAGGGAAGAGUCGUUCACCGGGCCGCACACCCUGCCCAAGUCAUGGUUUGGGCAGGGGUGUGUGCCUCGGGAAGACGCCGUUGAUAUUCGUCGACCCCGGCGUCAAAAUCGACAAAGAUUACUACCUGAAGACGAUUCUGGAAGAUGCUCUACUCCCGUGGGCGAAUUCCCACUUCAACGGCCGCCCGUGGACAUUCCAGCAAGAUUCGGCGCUCGCCCACAAGGCCAAGGUCGUCCAAGCGUGGUGCAAGACUUCAUCGCGGCAGAAGAAUGGCCGGCAUCAGCAAGGCCUGCGCCAGCAUAUCCCCACCCCCAAUUUGGAUUCUCUGAAGGCAGCGCUCAUCCGAGAAUGGGACGAAAUCGACGACGCACUCCUGCGUCCGGUCAUCGACGCCUUUCCCAAGCGACUCCGCGCUGUCGUCCGUGCCAAAGGUGGCCGAAUCGAGAAGCAUUUAUCGGUAGACUAUCGUGAAGACUAUCAGAAGUUCGUAUGGAUAGGCCACACAGGCGAAUGCCAGUUUUUCGUUCCUACGUUUACUUCAGCACUGUGCAUAUUCGAGGGUAGUGGCGAAUGGAAGGUGACGAAUAUUUCCCUGUAUUCACAGUUCUACGAUACCGGUAAUGAAGACACGGAUUAUGAAGUUGUAAGAUCAUUCCAUAAUAUUUCCUGCCUAUAA
Molecule: messenger RNA, 831 nt
Organism: Cooperia oncophora
Lineage: Eukaryota; Metazoa; Nematoda; Chromadorea; Rhabditida; Trichostrongylidae
Source: the annotation of a GenBank genome assembly